This is a messenger RNA of Colletotrichum truncatum, 1485 nucleotides long. Its product is annotated as WW domain-containing protein. The record is from RefSeq and is a predicted model, not a curated record. Gene Ontology annotation, molecular function: protein binding. Lineage: Eukaryota; Fungi; Ascomycota; Sordariomycetes; Glomerellales; Glomerellaceae.
AUGUCACUCUUCCAGAACUUUGACGUCGCGAAGCUGGCUUCGCAGCUCGGCGGCUUCAGCAUCCCCGAUGAACCUGAAGUUAAGCACGACUACGGCACAAGGGACUAUGGCUACACCAACCACGGCACUCAUCCAGGUGGUUACGACGGCAGACCGCCUACAGGGUACGCCAGCGGUCCGCAGCGGGGCGCCGACGAGUACAAUCGCGGACACCCCGGCGCUUUCGGCACGUCGGACCCCGAGAGAGCCGCCUAUCAGCCCGCGGGCGAGGGUUCCGGCAUGUCCUCCCUCGCCGGCGGCGUCGCGGGCGGUGCUGCUGCUGCCGGUACCUAUGCCGCUCACCACCACCCCCCUUACCCUACGGACUCGCCCCGUCCCGAGCACCGCUACGGUGACCAGCAGAGCCCUUACCCCUCCGACUCGCCGCGUCCGGAGUCCAAUCGGUACCACGGGGAGGAGUCGUCGUCCAGUCCUUAUCCGCCGCCUGGACAGCAGCAGCAGCAGGGUUACGGCCGACCUCAAUCCCCGCGUUUGCCCGAGGGCUGGAUCAAGAAGUUUGACGAAGCGAGCGGACGCUCAUAUUACGUCAACCGCGCCAACGGUUCGUCUCAGUGGGAGCCGCCUUCCCCUGUAGUCGUCUCCCCGCCGCCUCCCGAGCAGCAUCACACCUACGGCCGUCCCCCCUCCCCGCGUCUGCCGGAGGGGUGGAUCAAGAAGUUUGACGAGGGCAGCGGAAGGUCGUACUACGUGAACAGGGCGACCGGCUCCUCGCAAUGGGAACCUCCUGUCGCAGCCGCCGCUCCUUCGCCCGUGGUUUCUCCCCCGCCGCAGUCUCCUGGUUAUGGGGGGUACGGAGAUCAACCGAGAUACGGAGGGCACUCGCCGCAGCCUGGAUACGGUGGACAUUCGCCCCAGCCGGGGUACGGGGGUCCUUCACAUGGAGAAGGGUACGCGGCGACUGGUGCUGCUGGUGCUGCUGCCGGUGCGGCGGCGGGAUACUACGCCGGUCACAAUUACGAGCAGAGCCAGCCUCAGCAGCAACAGCGGUAUCAUGAUCCCAACCAGUCUUACGGCCAACCACAUGGUCAGCCGUACGGUCAGCCUCAGGGGUCUCCUUACGGUCAGCCUCAGGUGUCUCCUUAUGGCCAGCCGCAAGGGUCGCCGUAUGGACCGGGAUCGCCGUAUGGCCAGCCCCAUGGUCAACCGUACGAACAGGGCUACGGCGAGGAGGAAAAGAAGAAGAAGAAGAAGAAGAGCAGUAGCAACAGCAACAUGUUCCUUGGCGUCGCGGGUGGUCUUGCCGUUGGCGCUAUUGGAGGAGCUCUGAUUGCGAAUGCCUUGGAUUCUGGAUCCGAUAGUGAGCAUGAACAACACCAUGAGCGGUACGAGCGCCACAGUGAUAGUGGCAGCUCGUCUGGAUCCGACGACCAUCACCACCACUACGAACGCGACGAUAGCGAUCGGGAGGAGUACUACGAUGAUUAA